AUGGCGACGACGGUUACAUCGACUAAUGAGACACUUACCACCCACCUAGUAUCGUCCUCGACCCCGCGUCCUUAUUCUACUGCCACAAAGCACCCUUUUCUCGUCGCCGCCGGUCAUGGCACACUUCCUCCAGCGCUCCUCGCGCUCUACCUCUCUCAGGACCGCAUUUACGCCGCACAUGCCUAUCCAGCCUUCAUCGGCCGACUUCUUGCCGCGGUACCAUUCUCCUCUCUACAUGCGCUCAAUUCGCCUCAGGAACGUGCAAAUCAGCGGAUCGUGCAGAUCCUCAGUGCUGCACUCGAGAACGUCGUGCGCGAGGUAAAGUUCUUCGGCGAGACCGCGGAGAAGUGGGAGUUGCCGCUCGAAGGAUGGAGGGAGCGCAAGGCAACGCGAGACUACACCGCGGAGAUGGUGCGAGUGAGUGCGGGAGGGAUUGAGGAUGGGCUGGUGUUCCUGUGGGCAAUGGAACGGGUGUACUUGGAUGCUUGGAAGUACGUCGGGUCGCUUUCGCCAGGCUCGAGCUCUGGUGCAACUGCGCCUGCUGUCUCUGCGCUCGUCGCCAACUGGACGAACCUUGAGUUCGUCGGUUUCGUGGACGAUCUCGCAGACGUUGUGAAUAGCUUGAACAUUCAGCCUGGAUCUGAAGCCUGCGCUCGCGCAGAGCAGAUAUGGGCGCGUGUCAUUGAGCUCGAGGAGAGUUUUUGGCCGAUCAGUGGCGAGGAAGAAUUGUGA
Molecule: messenger RNA, 732 nt
Organism: Sparassis crispa
Lineage: Eukaryota; Fungi; Basidiomycota; Agaricomycetes; Polyporales; Sparassidaceae
Exons: 2
Coding region: 1-732 (243 amino acids)
Source: RefSeq, a predicted model, not a curated record